UUCUUCUUUAUCAACUUUAUACCAAAAUAGGUUUCUCGCACCAGGAUUGACCAACGUAUCUUGCAACUUUAUACUUCACCAUACGACAAGAACCCUUGUAUUUCCGUGAAAUGUGUUACCAGGAAGAAUGAUAUUUCUGCCCUCGUCCUACGGGAAUUAUAAAGAUCAUGUCAAACGUUUUUUCUCCGCAACUCUCCUUCAUCCUGUUCAAAACUGACUUACGGAUAUGUACAGAGCUCGCGGCUUGAAGGACCCAUUUCCCGUCCCGUUCAGCACACCCACACCAAAGGAACGAGCGGCCGAAGCAGAGAAGAAGAGGGAUGCAAGUCCUUGGGAUACACCUAGAGUCCCUUUAUUUCCCUUACAGAUCAUCGCAAACGAUAGGUCUACAGUGCAAGUCGAGUUUUACACCCACAUCACAAAGAUCCAACGACGAACACUUCCAGAUAUGCAGGGUUCGGUCACACUUGAGCCCGAUGGAUCUUUGGAUACGGGGAAAUUGAUGUUACUUUGGGGGUUGGAACACUGUGUUCCGGUCAAUCCAGGGACGUUAAUCCCGAUGCACACAUACGAACUGAGGCGGACGGAUAUCAUUCCAAAGCAAGCAGUAAUGAAGUUGAUUGGGAAGAGAAGAAGCAUUGCGUUCCUCGAGUGGGAAGACGUAACCCAAUCCACUGCAAGUAAACGUGAAGUAAGGGAGAUGCAUUGGACCUUCACGACUUCUCUCUCCAUCUUGUACAACGUUUUCGCCGGCUUCUUACAUGACAUAUCCCCCCCUCUGUCUUCUAUGUUCCCUUCUUUCGCCUCGCUCACUCAGGUGUUAGGAGAGUUGUACGGACGCUUGGCAAACGUCGCUCAGCUAAUGUUAACGCGCGUGUAUACGACUUCCUUGCUACAUGUCGAACGAUAUCAUCGCUUGCUGCGUUGCCUGUAUCUCGAGACCGGAAUAGCGGAGGCGGUCAGAGAAAUCGCCCAGAUAACGAACUCCGAGGGAACUUUAACCGUGAUAGCGUUGGUCGGGGUGAUAUUAUUUGGAUUUUGGGCAUCAGGGUACGGCUUUUGAGGUAGUAAGGGCGGCACAAGAUAUGCGUAUGCGUUCUUUUUAUUUGGUAAUAAGCUCUAUGAAUUAUGUGUUCUUUUUCUAUGCUCUUACAUACUUGAUGUACUUAUUCGGUCGGUUUGCCGUCGAUAUAUCCACGAGAUAGUGUUUCCCC
This is a messenger RNA of Marasmius oreades (fairy-ring Marasmius), 1214 nucleotides long. RefSeq lists its product as uncharacterized. NCBI's taxonomy places the organism in Eukaryota, Fungi, Basidiomycota, Agaricomycetes, Agaricales, Marasmiaceae. The transcript is spliced from 5 exons. The record is from RefSeq and is a predicted model, not a curated record. Bases 227 to 1063 code for a protein of 278 amino acids.